Molecule: messenger RNA, 1085 nt
Organism: Haplochromis burtoni (Burton's mouthbrooder)
Lineage: Eukaryota; Metazoa; Chordata; Actinopteri; Cichliformes; Cichlidae
Product: ubiquitin thioesterase OTUB2-like
Exons: 6
Coding region: 166-834 (222 amino acids)
Biological process (GO): protein K48-linked deubiquitination; negative regulation of double-strand break repair
Cellular component (GO): nucleus
Molecular function (GO): ubiquitin binding; cysteine-type deubiquitinase activity
Source: RefSeq, a predicted model, not a curated record
GCUCGCACGCUAUAAAAACCCCGAUCUGGCCCUUUAACACAAGCACGUGGUUUCCGCAAACAUCCGGUUUUUAGAAAGUAGGAACGAAAACGCAACAAUGUUUUGACACGCGUAUUUCUUAACUGUCGUUACGGGUUUUUUAUAUUGUUUCCAGGUUGUUGAAAUAUGAAGAUGGAGGAUGGCAGCUUGGUUUCAUGCAGAGAGGACAUUUCUUCGCUGUUCCCUGCGCAAAUGCUGAGUGCCAAACAGCAAGAUCUGAGCAGCCAGUUUUCCGCCGUAAGAAAAGUUUGCGGCGACGGCAACUGCUUCUACAGAGCUUUCUGCUUCGCAUACUUGGAGUCAGUCCUACACAGUGCCAGGGAUUUGCAGAGGUUCAAGGACAAGAUAAUCCAGGGCAGCGCAAUUUUGGUCUCUGCAGGAUUUGAGGAGGAUUUCUUCAGGCACCACCUGGACACGGUUCUUCAGGUUGUUGAGCAAAGCCAAGCAGAUGUAAUUGCACUAUUCAGGCUCUUCAAUGAGCAUACUACCUCCGACAGUGUUGUGCAGUAUCUCAGGCUGCUCACUUCAGCACACCUGCAAAACAAUGCAGACUUCUUCCGCAACUUUGUGGAAGCACCUGAUCUACAGGAAGUGGAGGCUAUGGCGAUGGAGUGUGAUCAUGUGGACAUCUCGGCUCUGUCUCAGGCUCUGGACAUCUCCAUCCACAUCGUCUCUAUGGAAGGCGACGGACAACAGCUGGCUCACCACAUCAUUCCAGAAAAUGGGGACCCAUCCCUGCAUCUCCUCUACCACACAUCUCAUUACGAUAUUCUCUACCCUCGGGCACAACUAUGACCAACGAAACUCUGCUCGAAUCAGGAAUAUUGACUCCGGUUGAAUAAAUUCCAACUGGACUUGAAGACACUUACAAAAUUAGAUUUUUAUAAAAUCUUGCAGUUUACAGGAAUCCAUCAUCUGGGGAUGAGCAUCUGUUGCACAAUGUGCACUAAACAUUUAGAGACUUUAAAAUGCUGUUUACUUUUUUUACCCUUUUUAUAAAUUGUGUCAUUUGAAGUUUUUUAAUAAACCUCUCAAUAAACAAGUCA